Molecule: messenger RNA, 2136 nt
Organism: Terrapene triunguis (Three-toed box turtle)
Lineage: Eukaryota; Metazoa; Chordata; Testudines; Emydidae
Product: toll-like receptor 13
Exons: 1
Molecular function (GO): protein binding
Source: RefSeq, a predicted model, not a curated record
CACCCCGCCAUGCCCCAGCCCCUGGCCCUGCCCCUCUGGCUCCUUGCAGCCGCCGCCUGUGCCCGCUGUGCUGGCGCCUUCGGCUUCACCUGGUGCCUGCUGCCCUACGAGCUGCCAGGCUACGCCAGCUGUGCCGGGCGCGGCAUCACCCAGCUGGGCCCGGCCAUCGCCCCGCUGCCCAACUCCACCCUCUGGCUCAACGCCUCCCAGAACGCCCUGCAGGGCCUGGCGCCCGCCACCUUCGCCCACCUGCCCCGCCUGCGGGAGCUGCGGCUCGACCGCAACCGCAUCCGCGCCCUGCAGACCGGCGCCUUCCAGGGCCUGCGGGAGCUGGAGCUGUUGGAUCUCAGCCAGAACCGGCUGGCGGCCCUGGGCCCCACGGCGCUGGCGGAGCUGACGGGCCUGCGGGUGCUGCUUCUGGGGGGCAACGCCCUGGCCGCCCUCCACCCCACCGCCCUGGCGGCCCAGCCCGGCCUGCAGGAGCUCCACCUGCCCCACAACCAGCUCUCCCGGCUCCAGGAGGUGGCCACGGCCGCCGGGAAAUUGGCCAACCUCUCCAUCCUCGACCUGGACUCCAACCGGAUCUCCGCCCCGUGCCCCGGCCCCGGCCUGCUCUCCAUGCCCUUCCUGCGGGACCUCAACCUGCGGAACAACAGCAUCGCCUGGCUGGAUCUCGCCCGCUGCUCCCUACCCAGCCUGCGCUCGCUCAACCUGACCCGCAACAACAUGAGCCGGCUGGCGGCCGGUUCCUUCCGCGCUGCGCCCGGCCUGGAGAAGCUGAGUUUGGACGAAAACCCCCUCAGCAUCUCCCAUCUUCUGGGCCUGCCAUUGCCCAACCUUACAGCCCUGCACUGGUCCAGCAUGCGCCCGGCGCUGGACUCGGACCUGGGGCUGGCCUGCCAGGUCCUGGAGAGCCUGCCUGCGCUGACCAGCCUGGACAUCAAACACUCCAAGGUCCCGCCGUCCCGGCUGGCCCAACUGGGCGCCUGCACCAACCUGACCUGGCUGGACCUGUCCACCACCCCGCUGAGCCGGCUUCAGGAGGGUGUCUUCCGCUCGUUCCCCCGCCUGGAGUCCCUCUUGCUGGACAAGUGCAAGGUCCAGGAGCUGAAGCAGAGCGCCUGGGGUGGGUCGCUGCCCCGGCUCCGGGUCCUCGUCCUGCGGCGCAACCACCUCACCAAGCUGGAAGACGGCGUCUUCCGGCCCCUCAGCGCCUUGACCCACCUGGACCUGUCCAGGAACCGCCUGACCUACCUCUACAAGGGGACCUUUCUGGGCAUGGCCUCCCUGAGGACCCUGCUGCUGCAGGGCUGCCAGCUGGCAUCCGUCACCCGUGACACCUUGGUCUACGCCCGCAAGGUGGAGACCUUGGACCUGAGCGACAACAACCUCAGGUACAUCAAGGCGUCCGCCUUCCAGAGCCUCCACCAUCUCCACACCUUGCUGCUCUCCGGCAACCGCAUCCUCACCCUCCAGAAAUGGGCCUUCAAGGGGCUCACCUCCCUCCGCCACCUCUCGCUGGCCCAGAACGGUCUCUACAAACUCUCCCAGGGCUCCUUCUUGGGCCUGAAGGCCCUGGAGACCCUGGACCUCAGCCGCAACCGCCUCCUGGCCUACGACAAGUACGACUCGCCCGCCCCCUUCGCCGGCCUGCCGGCCCUGCGGGGCCUGGAUCUCAGCUCGCAGGAGGCCCGGCCCCCCGUCCGGCUGCCCUCCCAACUCUUCCAAGGGCUGGGGAACCUCCAGGAGCUCAACCUGAGGGACAACCCUGGCGGCGUCUUCCUCAACCUCUCGCUGGCUCCCUUGACUGGCCUCCUCUCCCUGGAUCUCUCCGACAUCUACCCCAGCCGGGAAGGGCUCUUCAGCCUCCGCCCGGGGCUCUUCCGAGGCCUGGGCAGCCUCCGGUGGCUCAGGCUGGACGGCAGCUCCCUCCGGGACCUGCCCGGCGAGGUCUUCUCCAGCCUGGUCUCCCUGGAGUGGCUCUCGCUGCGGGAGAACGGGCUGCGCAACGUGAGCCGGGCCCCGCUGGCCGGCCUGCCUGCGUUGCGCUUCCUGGACGUGGCCGGGAACCCCUUGGCCUGCUCCUGCGAGAACACCUGGUUCCAGAACUGGUCGGCGGCGGAGCCGAGGGUCCAG